AUGACAUUCAAUCAAGACGAAGAUGAAUUGUUCACCAGGGCCAUAUCAGGGUACCGUGAAGCUUUUUUGGUUAGAUACUCCCACCUUCCGGAAGCUGAACGGAAUCAACUCUGGAGUCACCGGAUCAGCCCAUUUAUCCCGGCCAUCGAUCGGGACGACGCAACCCCCGGGAAACCGGGCAAACGAACUCGACAGGAUGCUAUCCCGCGGACGCUUCUUUCUUCUGGUUCUGGUCUUCCGCAGGCGAAACGGCGAGCCACCCCAAAUAUAUAUGUAAAAAUUCCUUGGAUUGACGAUUGGCAGACCCCGGAUCUUCCAGUGACCAUGGAGCUGAGGCGCGCGCUUUCUCAAGCAUCCACGACUGUUGGACCGCAAAAGAGAGCGUCGGUCUCAACUUACCGGCAUCAUACGGCGCCCAUGGUCCGCUCCCAGAGCCAACAGAUCCCCAUAUCCCACUGGCAUCCGCCCGCCGGGGCCAUGGGUAAGGGAUCAUCUUUCGGACCCUCCUCAAGGACCCAGCAACCGCAGCUUGAGCAAGUCAUCGACGAGUAUUCACCAUCCGAAUACACGAAGCACCUGCAACUGGACGACGGCGACAACUGCAACCAGUCAUAUCCCUCGGGUUCUGGCUCUGCUCCUGGUUCCGCUCUCUCCCUUGCUCUUGCAGCCCACGGAUCGACUGGAAUGGCCUCUUUGCAACCUCACGACGGACAAAUCUCUCCCAUGGCCGAUACAUCUCCCGCGGCGGCCGUCAGCAUGACCCGCAGCGGUACCACCGACACGAUCAUCAACCACUUCGAUAACUUUGGAUUUGAUCAAACGGCGCCAAACACGGAACUGGAUCUGGCCCCUUAUUCUAUCCCCCCAGAGUGGGUGCCCACAUCCACCUCUGGGCUUCCCUAUCAUUCUUCCCUAUAUCCUCACUUAGAUUCUACCUCUUUCCCAAUCACCUACCCUCCCGCUUUCUCCACCUCUGCCCCAUGCACAACCUCAUUCCCACGCUCGAUUCGUUCAUCCCUCCCCAUAUCCGAAAUCGAACACCCAUCACCAAUGGAUAUCAAACCUACCCUCCCAUCCGAAGAGGACCAGCAAACCUCCCGUGCAGUCCGUCGCACUCAAGAACAACUCGCCCAUGCAGCCCGCCCCAUCGCCCCCAAACGUGAAUCUCAUGACAGCAACACAGCUACGAUUCUGCUGCAUGACACUUCCUCCCCACACAUGAUGCUCCGCAUCUCCUCAACAGACGGCACCACCAAGGAAGUAGCAGCCAUCCCAAAGGCCUCAAUCCACAGACCUCCACGCCAGAAAACAUACUGCCGUGUCUGUAAUGACCAACCAGAGGGCUUCCACGGUGAGCACGAACUCCGCCGCCACAUGGACCGUGUGCACGCCUCCGUUCGCAAAGUCUGGGUCUGCGUCGACAUCUCGCCCGACAAAUCUUUUCUCGCGAACUGCAAAGCGUGCCGGAAUGGGAAAAAAUACGGCGCCAACUACAACGCCGCGGCGCACUUGCGACGCACCCAUUUCAAUCCUUGUCAGCGGGGCCGCGGGGGUCGCGGGAAGGAUAGUGAGAAGAGAGGCGGGAAGGGUGGAGGCAAUCACCCACCUAUGGAUGUGCUUAAACAUUGGAUGAGACAGACUGUUGAGCGGGCCGGUGAGAAUGGAAAUGAGCGAGACAGUGCCGAGCUUGAGGCUGAGUUGGAACUUGAGCUUGAACAGCAACUUGAACAGCAGCAGUGUGGGAGUUUGGGGUCUGAUUCUGUCUUGGAUGAGUAUGAUGGAGAGGAGCAGGAGCGAGAGCAAGAGCAAGAGCAGGAUCAUGGACUUGAUGUUGAUGAGCAUCAUCAUGAUGGGCUGAAUAUUGCUCGCUCGAAUGGGAAUGCGAAUGUAUAUUCACAUGCGCAUCCCCGCUCCAUGCCACCUGCUCAUGUCUCCUCAUACGAUAUGGAGUCUACCCUCAUGCAUGGGUUCGAUUCGUAUUCCAUGUCAGGCUUUGAUCUUGACCCGUCGCUCGAUGUUCCAUUCUACAUGGAAGCCCAGCCUCCUUUUCCGCCGGAAAUGGAGUCGUAUGUGAUGUGA
This is a messenger RNA of Penicillium verhagenii, 2079 nucleotides long. RefSeq lists its product as uncharacterized. Lineage: Eukaryota; Fungi; Ascomycota; Eurotiomycetes; Eurotiales; Aspergillaceae. The record is from RefSeq and is a predicted model, not a curated record. Bases 1 to 2079 code for a protein of 692 amino acids. The transcript is spliced from 2 exons.